This is a messenger RNA of Oryza brachyantha (malo sina), 4862 nucleotides long. Its product is annotated as DNA-directed RNA polymerase V subunit 1-like. The record is from RefSeq and is a predicted model, not a curated record. The coding region runs from base 1 to 4746 and encodes 1581 amino acids. Gene Ontology annotation, biological process: DNA-templated transcription. NCBI's taxonomy places the organism in Eukaryota, Viridiplantae, Streptophyta, Magnoliopsida, Poales, Poaceae. The transcript is spliced from 19 exons. Gene Ontology annotation, molecular function: DNA binding. Gene Ontology annotation, cellular component: RNA polymerase II, core complex.
AUGACAACAACAGGCCGGAAGCCCACCAGCGUCGGAAGUAAAAGAGAUAGUGACGAAGCAAAAUAUGAGUGGGUUCAAGACAUCGAACCCCGGGUCUAUAAGGUGAAAGCCACCAACCCUUGCCAAGCUCCAGAACAAAGUUCUCUUCAAGAAGAGUUGAUAUCUGAGGGGUUUGAUUUAUGUUUUUCAGUAACUGACAUUUGGCAUACUAACCUGCUAUCUCGAGGCAAGAUCGCCGAGGGCUCCAUCAGACGCAUCAAGUUAAGCAUCACGAGCAACGAGGAAAUAGUAAGCUCUCCAUCCAUCACCUGUCAUUUUGGUUUCAUUGAGCUGCCCGUGCCCAUCUAUCACCCAAGCCAUGUCACCGAGCUGAGCAAAAUGCUCAACUUCAUAUGCUUGAGUUGCCUCCGCAUCAAGAACAGCAAGAAUAGUACUACAAAGGGAAGCAAAUUUACUUCAUGUUCGCACUGUCAGGAACUCCAACCGCUCUGCAUAGCAGAAGUCAAGAAAUCCAAUGGUGCCUGUGGCUUGGAGCUGAGAGCACCUGUCCAGAAAGAAUUGGAAGAGGGAUUCUGGAGCUUCCUCGAUCAGUUUGGUGGUUGCACGAGGGGUGCCUCUCAUCGCCGUCCUUUGCUCCCAGAAGAGGUUGAGAACAUAAUAAUGAAGAUCCCUGUAGAAACAAGAACAAGGCUUGCUGUUAGGGGAUAUAUUCCCCAGGAUGGAUUCGUAAUGAACUACCUCUGCGUCCCACCAAACUGCCUGCAAGCUUUCAAUGUUUUGGAUGGCAAUACAUACAUGUGCCCUUCAGGCACAUCAACAAACUUGUUAAGGAAAAUAUUACGUAAGAUACAACAAAUUAGUAGUUCAAGGAUUGGUUCCUCGAAUAUCCAAGUGAAUCAGGUUGAUGCAGAUGAUCUUCAGGUAGCUGUUGCCAACUACAUCAACCUGAGAGGAACAACAAAGGGUCAAGAUGUCACCUUUGCAAGUCAGCCAGCAUCAAUACGGUGGCAACAGAAGAUGAAGACAUUUUUCAUAAGUAAGAGCUCAAGCUUCUCGUCACGUGGUGUGAUUACCGGUGAUCCAUACAUCGGUCUGAAUGUGGUUGGGGUGCCUGAGGAAAUAGCAAAAAGAAUGUCAGUAGAAGAAAGAGUCACAGACCACAACAUUGAUCAGUUGCAAGACAUGAUGAAUAAUGGCCUAUGUUUGACAUAUAUAGAUGCCAAUUCCAUCACAUACUCAUUGGAUGAAGGGCAGGACAAUCAAAAAAAGAAAUACAUCACAUUGAAGGUUGGAGAGAUUGUGAACAGAAGGGUCCUUGACGGGGAUGUUGUCUUCCUCAACAGGCCGCCGAGCACUGAUAAGCACUCGGUUGAGGCCUUCUAUGUCCAAAUCCACAAUGAUCACACCAUGAAGAUCAACCCACUCAUCUGUGGCCCACUUGGAGCAGAUUUUGACGGUGACUGUGUCCACAUCUUCUACCCAAGGUCACUUUCAGCAAGAGCUGAAGUGACAGAGCUUUUUACCGUGGAUAAGCAACUGGUGAGCUCCCAUAAUGGAAAACUGAACUUUCAGCUCAAAAAUGAUUGCUCACUAGCACUGAAGAUCAUAUGUGACAAGGAGUACUCCGAAAGGGAAGCAAACCAAAUUACAAAUGCAAUGUUCUCAUCAGGGAUGUUUCCCCAGAAGCCACUGAUGGGUAGACCUUGCUGGACCUUUCUACAGAUUCUAGAGAUCACUGAUGCAAUAACACUGGCGGACCAUCUUGACAGAGAAUCUGUUGGAUCUUUAGCUACUGGUGCCAUCUCAUCGAUUGUUUCUAUGAAGGGUCCAAGGGAGGCUAUAGAAUUUCUAAAUCUUCUGCAGCCUUUACUAAUGGAGUCAUUGCUUAUUGAUGGCUUCAGCAUAAGCUUGAGAGAUUUCACUGUCCCAAGUCCAAUUCUGGAAGCUAUUCAAAACAGUCCACUAGAGCUAAACAAGUUCAGGGAACCAAUUGUGGACUUCAUAACCCAUUCUUCUGCCAUAGGACUGUUGAUUGAUCCCAAUAGUGAUUCUGCCAUGAAAAAAGUAGUGGAGCAGCUUGGUUUCUUGGGGCCUCAACUGCAACACAAUGGAAAACUAUACAGUAGCAGGUUAGUGGAGGAUUGCCUGUCUAAGUCUCUGCACAGGUCUUUUAGGAGCAUUCGUUGUCACAACCCUUUAGAGGCACAUGGUACUGUAAGGAGCUCAAUUUACCAUGGAUUAGACCCAUAUGAGGCUCUACUUCAUUCUAUAUGUGAAAGGGAGACAAUAAUGUAUGCAUCUAAAGGGCUAGUGGAGCCUGGGAGUCUUUUCAAGAACAUGAUGGCAAGACUCCGAGAUGUCAUUGCAUGCUAUGAUGGAACCAUAAGAACUUCAUCUGGCAACUUGGUUCUUCAAUUUGGCUCAAUGAAUCCAUCAAAUUGUAUGACACCAGGUGACCCUGUUGGCAUCUUGGCAGCCACUGCAGUUGCAAAUGCUGCUUACAAGGCAGUGUUAGCUCCUAAUCAGAAUAACAUAACCUCUUGGGACUCAAUGAAGGAGGUAUUGCUUACCAGGGCAAACUCUAAAACUGAUACCAAUUGCCGAAAGGUCAUUCUGUAUCUGAGCCAGUGCUCUUGUGAAAAUGAAUCCAUGGAAAGAGCACUCACAGUUCGAACCUGCUUAAGGAGGGUCAAAGUAGAGGAUUGUACCACUGAAAUCGCCAUCAAGUAUCAACAGCAAACAACUCAAGCAGCGGAUCGUCUUGUUGGCCAUGUUCACCUUGACAAGAAGAGAUUGAAUCAGAUGCAAACAACUAUGGCGGAUGUUCUUCACAAAUGCCAGGAGGUUUUUAGGAAAAACAUAAAGAAAAGGGGGCAGAUGCGUGAAACAUUGAGGACAGUAACUUUCGUUCCAAGUGAAAGAGUGUGUGAUCAACAUACAUAUAAUGAUAGAGAACUUCAAGUUUCCUGCUUGCAGUUGUUCCUCACUGCAAAGAUAUCUGAAUCUACUGAACGAGUUGUCCACUUGAUGACCAAUGCCAUUUUCCCUGUAGUUUUAGACACAGUUAUAAAAGGUGAUCCUCGAGUUGAGGAGGCUAAUUUAGUAAGGAUUGAACCAGAAUCAACAUGUUGGGUCCAAAGCUUUGGUGCAGAACAGAAAGGCAAGGUGGCACUGGAAAUCACAGUGGAAAAAGCUGUAGCUGCAAAGACUGGCAAUGCCUGGGGAGUAGCAAUGGAUGCAUGCAUCCCUGUGAUCGAUCUGAUCGACACUACCAGGUCUGUGCCGUAUGAUAUACAACAAGUUCGGCAGGUGUUUGGCAUUUCCUCCACAUUCGAAAAAGUCACACAGCACCUUUCCAAGGCUGUUGGAAUGGUUACCAAAUCAGUUCUCCAAGAUCACCUGACAACAGUUGCAAGCAGCAUGACCUGCACAGGCGAUUUGCAUGGCUUCAACAGCUCUGGCUAUAAAGCCACAUCUCAAUCUCUGAAGGUUCAGGCACCAUUUAUGGACGCUACACUAUCUACAUCAACACGAUGCUUUGAGAAGGCUGCAGCAAAGGCCUACUCUGAUCAGCUGGGCAGCAUUGUGUCUUCCUGCUCUUGGGGCAAUAAUGCAGCAAUUGGAACUGGUUCAGCUUUUGAAAUCCUUUGGAACAAUGAGAACAUGUCAUCAAGCAAGAGUAUCCUUGGUGGGUAUGGUUUGUAUGACUUCUUGGAAGCAGUAGAAACAACAAGAGCAACUGAAGAUAAGGCAAUUGUUCCUCAUAAUUCCUGCUUAUAUGAUGUUGACUGCAUUCUAGAGGAUGAAGCAUAUUUGGAAGGAAACAAUCAGAUCGCCUGGACAGACAAACCAAAAGCUGAAUUCCUGAUGGAUUCUGAGGGCAGGACAGGGAUGCACAGCACUGGCCAAAAACAUCAGAGGAAGCAGACUAUGAGUGAUUGGGAAAAUGAUAAGCCAAGUUGGUAUGAAGGAAACACUGGGAGUUCCCCAAAUUUUACUGUAGCAGGAUCAACUAGAACUUGUGGAUGGAACAGAAGUACUGAUCAGGUGUUCCAGAAAAGGCAACUGAAGAUCAAGAGUAACUGGAACUCAGAUGCAACACAGCAAGAUGAUAAGCCAAGUUGGUACAGAUCAAAUAGCACAGGCAGACAAAACUUCAUCGUUGCAGGAUCAUCCAAGCCAGGUGAAUGGAACAGGAAGACUAGCAAUCGUGGUCGAGGUGGUGGCAGAGCAAUGGGGAGAUCAGAGGCAUCACACCGUGGAGGUAGUAGCAGUAAUAGAAAUCGAGGUGGUGGCAGAGCAGUGUGGAAAUCAGAGGCAUCACACUAUCGAGGUAGUAGCAGUAGGAACUGGAAAACUCCGAAAAACAGCAGUACAAGGCAGGCAGCGAGUUAUGCUUUUACACCAGUGGAGCAACAGAUAUCUGCAGAAGUCGAGCCAAUCAUAAAGAAUGUAAAGAGGAUCAUCCGUGAAUCAAGGGACGGUAUUAAACUUCCUCAAGAUGAUGAGGUGUUUAUUGUCAGAAAUAUUCUCAUGUACCACCCAGAGAAGGAAAAGAAGAUAGCUGGCAAGGGCAACUACAUAACAGUUGAUAGGCACCAGGUAUUCCAAGGAAGCAGGUGCUUGUAUGUCAUGUCCUCAGAUGGAUCAAGAAAGGAUUUCUCCUACAAGAAGUGCCUUGAGAACUACAUCAGAGUUCACUACCCAGAUGCUGCAGAUUCAUUCUGCAGAAAAUACUUCAAAUGAUGAACCAUAGCAUGUGCAGUUUCUGCUGCACUCAUGUAUUUGGUGCCCACAAACUUAUCUACUCUACUUCACUAUGAUUGAACAAUGGUCUGUAAUUGUGAACUCGUUACUUCAGA